CAAUUGGAUAGAAGAUUGUAUUGAAGCCGAUAAAAUUUCAAUACAAUUGUAUUUCUAAGACGUCGAAUAGAAAUGAUGUUUAUUUGAUCCUAACGAUUUUGGAAAAAUAAGUUUUUUAAGUGAUUAUGUUGGUGUAAAUUAACAAUGGCUGUUAUAAGAGAAAAAGAAAACACUUCAAAAAGGUUUAAUGGCAAAGUUCCCGUGCUAUCUUUUAAUAACAAAAAAAUGUCAAAUACGGAUAGUGAAGAUAUAUUAGACCCGCUUUCAGAAGAAUUACGGAAUAUUCAAAGUGUUAUUCAUCUUACACGUGGAAAUAUUGAUGCGCUCAAUGCCAAAUUUGCUAGGUUUCAAAACCCCCCUUCGAUGUAUGUUACCGAAUAUCAAGAAUUGUCAGCUAAACUGCAGGAAUUCGAGAUCAAAGAAAAUAAAUUGAUUGAACAAUUAAAUGAAACUAAUAAUGAAUUGAAUAGUCCGGAUUCUCCAGAGACUCCCGAAUUUUUGACAGUUACCAAAGCACCUAAAACUUUAUUACGAGCUUAUUUGCCUUUCCAACAGAGGACUAGCGUGGAAGUUAAACCUGGACUUAGUUUAAGAGAGGCUCUACAUAAAGCAUUAAAUUUGAGAAAUUUAACUUGUGAAAUGUGUGAAGUCUAUAGAAACGAAUCAACUCUUUUUCCCAUUCCCUGGGAUUCUGAUAUUAGCCAAAUUGAUGCUGAUGAAGUCACUGUUAAAAUAGUGGAUAAAUAUCAGUGCUAUUACACUAGUGUGUCCCAUCAAUUUAUGAGAAAAACUUUUUUUUCUAUAGCCUUUUGUGAAUGUUGUAGACGCUUAUUAUUCACCGGAUUUUAUUGUAGCCAGUGUAAUUACCGGUUUCACCAAAGGUGUGCUGAUAAAGUGCCUGUUCUGUGUCACCAAGAUCGUUUGAAAGAUGCAUUCUAUAGACAAUUGUUGGCUGAAAAAGAUUCUGCUGCUGGGAUUAUUUAUCUCCCACCUGGAUUUAAAUAUCAAAAUCAAGACUCUGGAAAGCACCCAAGGACCCUUAAUCCUAGUGAUAGGUCUAGCUCAGCGCCCAAUGUUUGCAUGAAUAUGCUUAAACCUAUGACCUUAGCUGAGCAUCAAUUAGCACAAGCACAUUCGAAUCUACAUGCUGCUCCUGUGAUAUCAACAGCGCAAAGUGGUACUUCUUCAGGAUCUACCCAGAGCACACAAGCUUCACCAACUGGAACCUUAAGAAACAGAAGACCCAGAGCAAAAUCUGCCGAUGAAUCUAAUAAAAAUCUUUUGGCACAAAGAGAGAGUUAUGAUGAUUGGGUAAUACAUGCUGAAGAAAUACUCAUUGGCCCACGUAUUGGUUCGGGCUCAUUUGGGACUGUGUACAAAGCCCACUGGCAUGGGCCAGUUGCUGUGAAAACUUUGAAUGUAAAAACUCCUUCUGCGGCUCAAUUACAAGCAUUCAAAAAUGAAGUGGCUGUUUUGCGUAAAACUCGUCACUGUAAUAUUCUUUUAUUUAUGGGCUGCGUAAGUAAACCAUCAUUGGCAAUAGUCACUCAGUGGUGUGAAGGAUCCAGUCUUUACAAACAUCUACAUGUUUUUGAAACGAAAUUUGAACUUCUGACUCUGAUAGAGAUAUCUAGACAGUCUGCUCAAGGCAUGGAUUAUUUGCAUGCCAAAAAUAUUAUUCAUAGAGAUCUUAAGUCAAAUAAUAUAUUUUUGCAUGAUGACCUAACAGUUAAAAUUGGUGAUUUCGGUCUAGCGACAGCUAAAGUUCGAUGGUCUGGUUCUCAACAAUCAAAUCAACCUACGGGCUCUAUUCUUUGGAUGGCUCCAGAGGUAAUACGAAUGUCCGAAGAAAACCCUUACACAUUUCAAUCUGAUGUUUAUGCCUUUGGAGUUGUCAUGUAUGAGUUGUUAGCUGGACAGUUGCCAUAUGAAAGCCAUAAAGACCGUGAUCAUAUAUUAUUUAUGGUUGGAAGGGGUUAUUUAAGACCAGAUCUUAACAAAUUACGAACUGAUUGCCCAGCAGCUUUGAAAAGAUUGACAGAUGAUUGCAUACGAUUCAAAAGAGAGGAACGACCUCUGUUUCGUCAAAUUCUUACUUCACUAGAAAACUUGAUUAGAAGUCUGCCAAAAAUUCACCGUUCUACCUCUGAGCCAAAUUUAAAUCGCACACAUUUGCAUUCUGAUGAUUUUGUAUAUACAUGUACAAGUCCUAAAACUCCAGUGAAUUUUCAUUUUGGACAAUUUCCAUUUUAUAAUACAACUGCUGGUAAUAUUUAACAAAAUAAUAGCAAGAAUUUUCUCCUGAUUUCAUUGCCUAGUGAUUAUUUUCAUAUACAUACUUAUAUUACAAUAAUUUUUUCUUAUUGUAUCACUCCCUUGAACAUUAACAAGACAAUAUAAAAAUAUUAUUUUAAGGUUUCAAACAUUUAUAUUUUUAAAAAUGGGCUAGGAUAUAGCUGAAAAAUUGUCUGAUGAUGCAGUUCAUCAGCAUCCAUGGAUUUUUAGCAGUAUUAAAUUCAUAUUUUAGUUAAUAUUAUCAAAAUUUUAUAUUUAGUAUUUAAAUUCAUUUUCAAUUUGUAUUUAGCAAAUUUUAAUCAUUGAUACAG
Ctenocephalides felis (cat flea) is the source of this 2606-nucleotide messenger RNA. Its product is annotated as raf homolog serine/threonine-protein kinase Raf. NCBI's taxonomy places the organism in Eukaryota, Metazoa, Arthropoda, Insecta, Siphonaptera, Pulicidae. Gene Ontology annotation, molecular function: protein kinase activity; ATP binding. The record is from RefSeq and is a predicted model, not a curated record. The transcript has 3 exons. Bases 145 to 2277 code for a protein of 710 amino acids. Gene Ontology annotation, biological process: signal transduction; protein phosphorylation.